AUGCCGUCCGUCAAGAACCCCAACGGGCCCUCCAAGAACCGCCUCGCCGCCCGCCGCGCCUCAGUCAAGAAGGAUCGUCAAAAGAAGUCCGCCGCCGGCAAGUCGACCAUCACAAAGGCGCAGACCAAGCGCGGCGCUCGCCCAGGCAUUCUUCCUACCAGCGGUCCCGGAAGGGCGCUCAGCGCCAAGAAGCAGAAGAAGUUGCAGCGGCAAAUAGGGUAUGCCCUGAAGCGCAAGACGGAAGCCGACGGCGAGGUUGAGAUGAAGGAUGCCACUGAAUCAAAGGACGGAAAGAAGGGUGUGACUACAGCAGAAGAGAAAAUGGAGGUGGAUGACGACAUUUCCUGA
This is a messenger RNA of Thyridium curvatum, 348 nucleotides long. RefSeq lists its product as uncharacterized. The record is from RefSeq and is a predicted model, not a curated record. The transcript is spliced from 2 exons. NCBI's taxonomy places the organism in Eukaryota, Fungi, Ascomycota, Sordariomycetes, Thyridiales, Thyridiaceae. The coding region runs from base 1 to 348 and encodes 115 amino acids.